CUUAAUUAUACUCGCAGCUCACUUGUUUUGUUAGACAAAUUUGUUAUUUACACGGACCGUAUUAAAAUAAGAAAAACCCACCUAUACACCUUAUUUUUGGAACUAGUCUUAAAACGAAAACAUCUAAGUCUAAGUUUGUGUUAAAGACAAUGAAAAAAGCCUGUUGGAAGGUGAAUGAUGAACCGUCAUUUCCAUCGGAGAAAUGGAUAAACAUGCAUGAUGAUUGCGCAACUGAUGAUACAGCGGUGUACAUUGAUUUGGACAAUGAGGACGAAGAUGAAACAGACGGAGAAAUUUGCAAUUCCGCCUGGUCGCAACUUCCCGAUAUACUCUUGGGGAAAAUCUUUUCCUACCUGUCAAUCAGGCAAAAAUACUACUGCAGUCUAGUGUGUCGCGGAUGGUAUCGCGCAUUUUACUUGCCCGAAGUUUGGGCCCAGUUCGUACUGGAAGACUCCACGUUGACCCGUGGAAGAUUUAAUUAUUACUCGGGGUGGCAGUAUGUUUUAGAUCAUCUGCGGACACAAGCUUGUCUUGCACAAGUAGGUAAAUACUUCAAACAUCUGACGUUGGAUCCAAUGCUCAACUUUUACAAUCUCUACGAAUUCAUGAACAUGAUAUCGUGGUACACAGAACAAAAAGCGCGAGAUAUUGUUAAAAGUGGGGUGGGAACAAACGUGCGAAGCUUAAAAUUCACUUUCCCAUGCAAUAUGGCCAACAGAGACGAAACGGAGCGCAUACGUCUGUUUGGGACCGGAGGAAAACUGCUUGACGCCCUCAAGCGCCUCAUGAGCAACUUAAGAAAACUGAAAAAAAUUGAACUCAUAGACCUGAUGCUCGAUCCCCAAGAAGCCCAGUAUUUACUAGACGGUGUUUGCGAAACUUGCUAUCUCACCCUACAAUCGAUAGUCCUAGUGAACACCACGAGAGUGCAGUACCAAAUCUUGCACGUCGGCAUUUUUUUAAACCUACAGGUGCUAGUAAUUAGUCCGCAAAACUUGGGGGAAGACAUGGUGGAGUUGCUCGGUUACACUAAAUUGAGGCACCUCCACAUUUUCCAAAAUCGCUACACACCGAGCGACUUUACAAUUAAACCUGUCCCGGCGAAAAUAUGGAAGAACUGUCACAGGAACAAUCCGAAGUUGUGCAUCCAUUUAGAGUUACAGUGCAAUAAAGAUCGGCAACUAAUAUGGCAGGAUGGCGCACCUGUAAAGUCAAUCUUGUACGAUUCGCCUCACACUACCCAAACCUUGCAGCUGAUCAAUGCUGUAGAACUGUACCGGAAGACUUUAACCAUAUACGGUCACAAGAAUCGCCCCAGAUACUAUCGGUCUAAGUCGUUCCACGAGAGGAUCGACUGCACGUUACUGCUCCUCUGUCGACAGUGCACUUCUUUGAAAGUUCUGAUCAUCAACGAGCGGGUUUCGACGGCAACGUUACUGCUCAUCGCCUUCACGGCGAGAAACUUGCGUUACUUGCACGUGCGAAGUAAUGCGGUGAUUAAACGUUGCGAUUGGUCCCAAAAUUCCGAAUGGGAAGACGAGCUUUAUAUCUGGUUGAAGACAAACAGCAGGUCUUUUGAGGCUGUCGAGAAGGAGAUUUCUCAAAUAUUAGGCUACAAGUGGAAAAUGUUAACCGACAAACAAUUUAACAAUUUAAACAUUAACUUGCACGAUGAUAACGUUUUGUAAACUUUAAGCUAUACUGCAAUUGUGAUAAUUUCUGUAUAAUAUUCGUCUUUGUAAUAAAAUAACCAAAACCAAAAAAUCCAGCGAAAGAGUUGAAAAAUA
Photinus pyralis (common eastern firefly) is the source of this 1787-nucleotide messenger RNA. RefSeq lists its product as uncharacterized. The transcript has 7 exons. The record is from RefSeq and is a predicted model, not a curated record. NCBI's taxonomy places the organism in Eukaryota, Metazoa, Arthropoda, Insecta, Coleoptera, Lampyridae. Gene Ontology annotation, molecular function: protein binding. The coding region runs from base 150 to 1688 and encodes 512 amino acids.